Molecule: messenger RNA, 3367 nt
Organism: Camellia sinensis
Lineage: Eukaryota; Viridiplantae; Streptophyta; Magnoliopsida; Ericales; Theaceae
Gene: LDL2
Product: LSD1-like2
Molecular function (GO): protein binding; oxidoreductase activity
Source: RefSeq, a predicted model, not a curated record
CUAAUUCACUGAGUUAACUCGCCAACACGACUUCCGAGGCCACACCAGAAAAAAAACCCUAAUUCCCAACUCAGUUCCUUCUCCAAAUUUUCAAGAUCAGCGAAUCCAUUGCACUCUAACGGUACGUUCCCUGUUUCUCUCACUUCUUCAAGAACUCUCUCAUUCACAAUUCACUCAAUUUUGCGGCAACAAACAGCGAAAUUAGGGUUCAAUUUUCAAAUGUACAUUGGGUUUUAUCGUUGCAUAGUUGCUGCAGAGUUUCAAUUAGAUUGAUGAAAUUUAGUUUUUUUUUUUGGAUUGGAAUCACUGAUUUUCGGGAAAGUGAAGAUGGGUUUGGAGUAAAAACGUGAAUUCAUGUGAAUUUUAUGACUCUGAUUUUGUAUUCUGUCGUGAAUGAAGCUGUGUCAGUUAAAGACGCUAAUAACUGAUGAAAUAUGUGUAUGCCCAUUUGGUUAUUGUUAGUUUUAUGUGUCUUAUGGGUAGUAUCACUGAGGAUCAAUGUGUGGUUUUGGGUUUGUUAAUGGAGUUUCAAGUUCAGGGUCUUUGAAAUUGAGUUAACUAGCUAGGGGGAAGAUUUGGGACACAGCUAUGGGUACCCCGGUUUCGGAUGGAUCAGUUUCGAAGCGGUCAUUGAGAAGGAAAUCAUGUGUGCCAAAUUACGAUGAGAAUUUAAUGGAUGAGUUCAUAGAGAAACAUUUGGGUGGUUCUUUAAAGAAAAGGAAUAGGACCAAGAAAGAUUUGGAGAAAGAAACCGAAACCGAGGCAAUGAUAGCUUUCUCGUUAGGUUUCCCAAUUGAUGCAUUGCUUCAAGAGGAAAUUGAAGCUGGGGUUGUGAGUGAAUUGGGUGGGAAAGAACAAAAUGAUUACAUUGUCGUGAGGAACCAUAUUCUCGCGAAGUGGAGAGAUAAUGUACGGACAUGGCUUUCGAAAGGACAAAUUAAGGAAACCGUUAGCAACGAAUAUGAGCAUUUGAUAUGUUCGGCUUAUGACUUUCUUUUGUAUAAUGGGUUCAUAAAUUUUGGGGUUUGGCCAUCAUUCACAUCUCAUAUUCCUGAAGAGGCAACUGAAGGGUCUGUGAUUAUUGUUGGUGCAGGACUUGCUGGGUUGGCAGCAGCAAAGCAGCUCUUGUCAUUUGGCUUCAAGGUGAUUGUUCUUGAAGGUAGGAAUCGACCUGGGGGUAGAGUUUAUACUCAGAAGAUGGGUCAAAAGGGUCAAUAUGCUGCUGUAGAUCUUGGUGGCAGCGUAAUUACCGGUAUACAUGCCAAUCCCUUGGGUGUCUUGGCUAGACAACUUUCUAUUCCUCUUCACAAGGUCAGAGAUAAAUGCCCUUUGUACAAGCCUAAUGGGGCACCUGUUGAUAAGGAAGUUGAUUCCAAUAUCGAACUCAUCUUUAAUAAGCUACUUGAUAAAGUGACUGAAUUGAGAAAAAUUAUGGGUGGAUUUGCGAAUGAUAUUUCUUUGGGUUCAGUGUUGGAGACACUUCAGCAAUUGUAUGGUGUAGGUAGAAGUACUGAGGAAAGAGAACUUCUUAAUUGGCAUUUUGCAAACUUGGAAUAUGCAAAUGCUGGAUGCCUUUCAAAUCUUUCUGCUGCCUAUUGGGAUCAAGACGAUCCUUAUGAAAUGGGUGGCGAUCAUUGCUUUCUUGCUGGUGGAAAUUGGAGAUUGAUAAAAGCAUUGUGUGAAGGAGUUCCCAUUUAUUAUGGAAAGUCAGUUCAUACGAUAAAAUAUGGAAAUGAAGGUGUUGAGGUUGUCUCUGGGGACCAAGUUUUUCAAGCAGAUAUGCUCCUGUGCACUGUGCCUCUUGGGGUUCUAAAGAAAAAGAGCAUCAAAUUUGAACCAGAAUUGCCUGAAAGAAAGCUUGCAGCAAUCGAGAGAUUGGGUUUUGGGUUGCUGAAUAAGGUUGCCAUGGUGUUUCCGUAUGUAUUUUGGGGGGAAGAUCUGGACACAUUUGGCUGUCUUAGUGAGUACAGCCAUAGCCGUGGAGAAUUCUUUUUGUUUUACAGUUACCAUACUGUUUCUGGGGGCCCAGUGCUUAUUGCACUGGUAGCUGGGGAUGCCGCACAAUCUUUUGAAUGCAUGGAUCCAUCAACUUUGCUUCAUCAUGUUCUAAGCAUCCUCAGAGGUAUAUAUGGUCCAAAGGGCAUUGAUGUGCCAAAUCCAAUACAAACUAUAUGUACAAGAUGGGGCAGUGAUCCACUUUCCUAUGGCUCAUACUCUCAUGUCAGAGUACGGUCAUCUGGCAGUGAUUACGAUAUACUUGCAGAAAGUGUGGGAAGCAGGCUGUUCUUUGCUGGUGAGGCCACAAAUCGGCAAUAUCCGGCAACCAUGCAUGGUGCCUACUUGAGUGGCUUAAGAGAAGCUUCAUGCAUUUUCCGAGCCAUAAGGGGUUGGCAAAACAAUCCUUGGAAGUAUAUACAGAAGCAUGUUGUACCAAGCAAUGAUAUUCUGUUUGAUCUGUUCAAGAAGCCUGAUUUAGCAUUUGGAAACUUCUUGUUUGUAUUUGAUUCUCUGACAGAAGAUGCAAAAUCGAUGGGGAUUAUGAGUGUUACUCUUGGAGUGUCUAAUGGUGAAUUUGUUAACAGACAUUCUUGCAAAAAGGAGAGAGAAAAUGGUUGCCACAAUUCCUCAAACCAACCAGUGCAGCUUUAUGCAAUAUUAUCUCGUCAACAGGCACAUGAGUUACAAUUAGUGAAUGGAGGGAAUCAGAAUAGAUUGUCAUAUCUACUCAAAAAUCUCCACUUGAAGUUAAUGGGAGCUAAUGCUUUGGGUUUCUUUGGUAACUCCUUGGCUGCUAACAUUGCUAGUGCACGAAGAGGCAGAGGCAGGAAUCGCGUGUCUGCUGGACUACAAUAUGCUUCAUAGCUAUGCUAUUAUUCUCAUUGACUUCAGUUCCCUCCUGUUUUAGCGUUGUUAGUUCUGCUGUAUACCAUUCUUCGAAAAAGAGAUGCUAGAAGGUCUGCAUGCCUUUGCUACUUAGUUACCCCUCUUUGUAUAUAAUUUAGCCUGGGGGUUAUUCACUGACCUGGGGGAAAUCAAUUUUUUGGAGUUUGACCAAGAUAGCCCAGUUAGUUUUUGGUUGCUUAGCACUUGAACCAGGGCAUUGAUUAGCUUAGUUUGGACGAAGCAUCACAAAGAAUCCAAGGAGCAGUUCUGCAUGGAAUCUUGGUAAUGUCAUGUAUUCCAGCUCUGUGCUCAUUGAUUCCAUUCUUGAAUUCUUGUAUUUUUGGGAUUUUCCUGCUCCUCCAAUGCAACUGGUAUGUGUACACUAGAAAUUUUUGUUUCUUGCUCUGUAAUAGCAUUUUUUUUUUCCUUCAAAAGAACAUGACUUUUACUGUAGUUAAGUGAUGAGGAACAAAAUGUACUAAAA